CAAAGGUUCUUGACAAAGUGGUCCACCUAUCUACGUUGGGUCUCACCAAUGUAGAGGGGAAGCACUGGAUACAAUAGAUAAUCCCAACAGAUUCACAGGUGAAAUGUUGCCUCACCUGGAAGGCCCUGAAUAGAGGUGAGGAAGGACGUGAAUGGGCAGGUGUAGCUCUUCUGUUUACAGGGAUAAAUGCCAGAAUGGAUAUUAGUGGGUAGGGUUGAAUGGAUAAUGAAAUCAGAGAGAGAGUGUGGGGGUGGGGAGGUAAAAAUGUGUUAUAUAUAUCAAGCUUGCCUAACCAACCAAGUUUAAGUAUUUUCUUUUAUUUCAGAUUUCUAUUAUCUGCAGUUUGUUACCAUGACAUUUUUUCAAAGAUCAAAUAUAAAGUUAGCAAACUGAGCACCAUUUGUUGAAGCUAUCUUUAUUUCUCAAAUAAUUCAAAUGUUUGAUCCAAGCUUUAGCAGCAGUAAACUCUAGUUUCCAUUUAAGCAAUUAUGAUUCCUCAUGCUGUAUACUCCACACUUCCCUCUGCAAUUGAAUACUGGACUUCUUAAAAGAAAGGCCAUAGUCAGUCCAUGUGGGCAGCAACAUCUCCUGUCCCAUUACACUGAGCUCUAGUGCUCCCCAAGGCUGUGUCCUUAGUCCACUGCUGUUCGCACUGCUAAUGCAUGAUUUUGUCGCAGGAUCCAGCUGAAAUGUGUCAUCAAAUUUGCAGAUGACACAACAGUGGUUGGCCUUGUCAAUAACAAUGAUGAGACAGACUAUAGAGAGAAAGUGGAGUGGCUGGUGGAUUGGUGUGAGAAGAACAAACUGAACCUGAAUGUGGAGAAGACAAAAGAAAUCAUAGUGGACUUCAGGAAGAUACAAACCAUCCCCCUCUGCGAAUACAUGGUUCCUCUGUAGAGUGAUUUAAAUGCACCAAGUUCCUGGGAGAUCACAUCACAGAUGAUCUCACCUGGUCCCUUAAUAUCACCUCCCUGAACAAGAAGGCGCAGCACUUUCUAGAAGAUUGAGUAAAGCAAGGCUCACACCUGCCAUCUUAACUGCAUUUUACAGGAGCACCAUUGGGAGCAUACUGACAAAUUGCAACUCCAUCUAGUAUGGAAGCAGUCGAGUAUCGGAUCUUAAGUCCUACAAAGGACUGUGAGGACAGCUAAGAGGAUCAUAGGGGUCACCCUACCAUCCAUUGGGGACAUUCAUCUGGAGUGCUGUAUACGCAGGGCCCUUGGUAUUAUUAAGGAUCCCACCUAUCCAUCCAUCCAGCGUCCUCUGAUUUUCUUACCAUCAGGCAGGAGACUCCGAUGCAUUAAAAAUACGAACAGGAUGAGAAACAGUUUCUUCUCACAGGCCAUUAGGCUUCUGAACUCCUGGCUGCAUAAUAGUUGAUAGUUUAUAAAUUGGGAGCUAAGCAAAUCACUUCGUCUGCAUACCAUCCAGAAUCGCAAGGUGCCUUGGAGAGGUUUCAUUCUACCCUCAAGAAUAUGAUUAGGACAUAUUGUGUGGAAAAUGUAAGUGAUUAGGAUGAGGGUAUAAAUUUACUUUUAUUUGCAGUAAGGGAAUCGGUACAAGAAUCUUUAGGUUUUAGUCCUUUUGAACUUGUGUUUGGGCAUAGAGUUAGAGGACCUUUAGUUUUAUUAAAAGAACAGUGGAUUAGUAAGGAAGUACACACUAAUUUGUUGGACUAUGUUUUGAAAUUUAAGGACAGGUUACAUAAAGCUUAUAGCUUAGCCAAGGAAAAUUUGAAAUUGGCUCAGGAGAAAGUGAAAACUUGGUAUGAUAAAGAAGCUAGGAUGAGGAUGUUUAAGCCUGGAGAUAAGGUGCUGGUUCUUUUCCCAGUGCAAACGAAUCCUUUACAAGCUAUAUUUCAUGGUCCUUAUGAAAUUAUGUCUAAAAUCAAUUAUGUGGAUUACGUGAUAAGAACUCCAGAUCGUAGAAGGCCAACACAACUUUGCCAUAUAAAUAUGAUAAAACCAUAUUAUGAGAAAAAAUCUGAUACUGUGACGGUUGUGGUUAAUGAUAAUGAAUUUGAUUUAACUAGGAACAUGAUAGAUGAUUCAUCUGAAUUUCAUUCUAAAUCCAACAUUGUUUCUGUCAGGUUACCAAACUCAACCAUUCUGGAAAAUAUUGAUGAGAAACUAGCACAUUUACAGCCAGAGCAGAAACAGCAGAUGAAGAAAUUAAUUUUUAAAUAUAAGGAUUUGUUUCCAGAUGUUCCGAGAAGGACUACUAUAGCUUCACAUGAUGUAGAUGUUGGAGAUGCCAAACCUAUUAAACAACACCCAUGUAGGAUGAACUUAGAAAAAUGUGAACUUGCUGAGAAAGAAAUUGAAUAUAUGUUAGAGGAUAAUAUUAUUAGACAUUCUAACUCGAAUUGGAGUUCACCCUGUGUUAUGGUGCCAAAACCAGAUGGUAGUAUUAGGUUUUGUACGGACUAUAGGAAGGUGAAUGCUGUAACGAAAACAGAUGCAUAUCCAAUUCCUAGAGCAGAUGAUUGUGUAGAUAAAGUUGGAAAAGCAAAGUUCCUUACAAAGAUUGAUUUAUUGAAAGGGUAUUGGUGUGUUCCACUAACGGACAGAGGUAGAGAGAUUUCUGCAUUUGUAACUCCAUCUGGGCUAUAUGAAUAUAAUGUUCUUCCAUUUGGGAUGAAGAGGAUGAUUAACUCUGUGAUUUAUGGAUUGAAAGAUACUGAUGCUUAUAUUGAUGAUCUGGUGACAGGAAAUGAUACUUGGGAAGCACACAUUAUUGCGGUGGAGAAAUUGUUUGAAAGGCUUUCAAAAGCUAACUUAACUAUUAAUUUAGCUAAGAGUGAAUUCGGACAUGCCACUGUGACUUACCUUGGUUAUGUUGUGGGUCAAGGUAAGGUAGCUCCUGUUCAGGCAAAAGUUCGGGCAAUUUUAGAGAUUCCCACUCCAACGGGGAAAAAAACUCUCAGAAGAUUCUUGGGAAUGGUAGGAUAUUAUCGGAAAUUUUGUAAGAAUUUUGCUAAUGUUGCCCUUCCAUUUACUAACCUUUUGCAGAAGAAUGUGAAGUUUGUGUGGACAGUGCCUUGUCAAGAAGCAUUUGAAAAAUUGAAAACUAUGAUAUGUCAACAACCUGUGCUCAAGGCACCUGACUUUGAAAAACCUUUUUCAUUAGCUGUAGAUGCUAGUGAUGAAGCUGCAGGAGCGGUAUUAAUACAAAGGAAUGAGGGUGAUGAGGUUGAUCAUCCAGUAGCUUACUUUUCUAAGAGAUUUAAUAAGCAUCAAAGAAACUAUUUGACAAUAGAGAAGGAAUUAUUAUCUCAUUUUAGCUUUAGAAUAUUUGACGUAUAUGUUGGUACAACUCAAAAACCACUUAUUGUUUACACUGAUCAUAAUCCAUUAGUGUUUCUGAGUGAGAUGAAAAACAAAAACCAAAGGUUAUUAAAUUGGAGUUUGAUGUUACAAGAGUACAAUAUUGUGAUAACUCAUAUUAAAGGUAAAGAUAAUGUGGUUGCUGAUUGUCUAUCUCGAUGUUGAAUGUACAAUGUAAUUUGUUUUAUGGAGUGAUUUUUUUUACAAUUGUAACACUCCUACUGUAUUGUAAGUUGUAAGAUGUUAUAUGAUACUAUGUAUACUGUGUAUGUUAUAAAAUUUAUACAUUUGUUUUUUUUCUUGUUACUUAUUAAAAUAUUGUUCUUGACAGACCAAAAAAUUUUUUUUUGGAGGGAGGUGUUACGUACCCGUGACAGUGGUGGUGGAAGCUAUACUGGACUUAAGGUAGUGGUCUUGUGAUGGUGGAGUGACAUCAUUUUCCCGCCAGUAGAGGUCAUGUGACAGGUUUUUUUUUACAGGGUAUAAAAGGAGGACCCCUCCCUGUGAGGAGGGGCAGUUCGUGGCUGGAUUUGCCAUUUUGAUUCCAUGCCACUGCGUGGUCCAGUAUUAUGAUGCAGUUUGGUUGAAAGAUGGAGUUUUAUUUAAUGCCUAAAGUUUAAAAGGUCAUUGCCGGCAGUUUCUUUAUAAUACUGCCAGUUAAAAAUCAGUGGAGAGUGAAGAUCGGAGUUCGGGAGUUAAAAGAUUGAGGAAACUCGAUUUCGACGGCGACACACGGUUGGACCUUGUUUGAUCCUCAUUUGGAAGGAAUUCAUUAGCUGUCCCUCUGAUAACCCCUGUGAAUAGCAGGAAGGGUUUGGGUACAGUUUUGCCAAGGAAAGGUCAGUGCCUUUAAGCCGUUUCAUUUUCCAUCUUCAUAAAUUCUCCGUGGGAAAAUUAUAGUUCAACUGGGAACCGCAGUGACACGACGUGAAAGAGAAUUUAAAUUGUCUAAAAAGUCUCUCCUUUAAUGGACUGUAAGCAUUUUGAACUUUUGCAGUACUACUUUGAAGAACUGUUUUUGUAACAUCGCUUUAAGAACUGUUUAAGCUGCUGCACAGCAGCUGAUUUCCGGUUACAUUAGUGAUUAGUUUACUUUUGGGGGUUUGUUUUUCAGUGUUUAAUAAAUGUUUUAUUUGUUAUAAAAACCCCUGCCUCACUUAUAUAUUUAUUGUUGCUGAAUCCGUAACAGAACAAACACCAGAUUUUGACACAUUGAUGGUGUGAUAAAAAGAAGUAUCAGAGCCAAAAGCUCAAUCAUCAACAUAUUAUUUAAAAAUUUAUAAGAAAUCAAUGAAUCAGGCUACAUAGAAGGGUUAUUGUCACUACAUUACAAUAGUUUGUGAUGUUAACAAUCUAUGCUCACUAUGGACAGUAACAAUUCCACACCCAUACUCAAAGUACUUAAUUGUCUCUACAUUCAUAUACUUGUUAUCUCCACAACAAAAGAGCAUGAGAACAAUUACUCUCAAUAGCAGUUACUUAAGAGGAAAUACAGGAGGAUGUUUCUCCUCUAGAUGCUGCAUAGACAUCCAAUACUCAAUGGUCAAUGUGCUGCCUUUAUGGCAGUUAUUUAGUUUAUAAUAUUUUCGCUUAGUAAUUCGUUUGUUAGCAUUCUAGUUAAAGUUAGGAUUGUUUAAAGUUGUCUGUGAGAUAUCGUGGCAUGCAAUGACGUCACAUCCGGUUUCACCGCGUCCUGUGGGAAAAUACCAGUUUGGAGAAACGGGAAGGUGGGGGUCGAGACAUGUGCGAGCAAGCGCCAGCAAAGUUUUCUCUCUACGCACCAGAAACAUUGUGAAAGCAACGCUGUGAGUUAUGAGAUAAUCGAUAUGUUGAAUUAAAAUGUUAACGCCGAUCCUGUUAAAAGUAACGACGGUCGAUAAUGUUUAUGUUUUCGUUAGUUAAAGAGUUGCGGAUAGUUUGCGUUGGAGUGUAUUUAAAGCAGUCAAUGGCAUAGGUCGGGGGUUGGCAACCCGCGGCUCCAGAGCCGCAUGCGCCUCUUUCAACUCUGUGCUGCGGCUCCCUGUGGCUUUGGAAAAUAAAUGAGUAUUUAAUUAAAAUGUAUUUUAUGUUAGUUUGUUAGUUUUUGAAAUGUAAUUCUAAAUUUGAAGAUUAUGGUGAUCUUGUACAAUCUAAAUAAAACGUGGCGACCCAUUUCCUGGCACAUCUGAACCGGCUCACAAUUUGCCAGCGUUCCGGCUAAGGGUGAUAGCCUACGCAGGUUUGUGAGUACGUGUCUUUUGGAGCAUCUGCGCCCACAGGGGGCAGGUUGAGAGAGGCUUAAAAGCAAGGCUGUGUAGUUCGAAUAAAGUUAUCUUUGACUGCAGUUUAACCACUCCGUGUUGUUAUUUUAGUGCUACGUGUAGCACACUGCUACAACAUGUUUUUAUCGCUAUUAAUAUACGUCACCACUGCCAAUGCCUGACACCCGCCAGUGCGCGAUUUCUUUUAAUUUUUCGAUCCAAGGUAGGCUACGAUGUAGUAACCUUCAACCCAACAUCUUUUUUUCGGAGUUCAAAAUGUUUUUGUUGCAUGCAGAAAUGUAAUUUCAUUUGCUCUGCAGGAGUUCAUCGAUUUCAUAAAUGCAACACAUUAUAGUUUGUUUAUGCAUAGCAUAAAGGCAAAAAAAACGUUGUAUGCAGUGUUAUUUCAUUUUAAAUGUCAAACGGGUUUUGUGGCUCCCAGUGUUUUCUUUUCUGUGGGAAGCGGUUCCAUAUGGCUCUUUCAGUGGUAAGGGUUGCCGACCCCUGGCAUAGGUAGAUUCUGACUGUAUGCUGCACUUUAAUGCAAUGUAGUUGUUGUAGUUUUACCUUGCAAGUAUUUAUGAUGUAAAUGUAAUAUCAAGAAGGAAACAAAUGCUGUACAAAUCUUGUAUUGUUUUAUCAACAGUUUUCACCAUACGUCAAUGUGGAAGAGUGAACAGUAAACAGUUAAUCUUACUGUGAUCCUGUCGUUAUUGACAAAGGUUUAACUCGGUGUUUAGCUCGGCGUUCCGUUACACCCGAGCGAGAACACUACAGUCAAAUAUUAUCACUGGGCACCACUAUAGUGCUGUUGUUUCAGCACAUGGUAAUGUUGAUCAUAAGAUAUAGGAGCAGAAUUAGGCCAUUUGGCCCAUUUGAAUCUGCUCUGUCAUUUCAUCGUGGCUGAUCCAAUUUUCUUCUCUGCUCCAAUUUCCUGUCUUCUUCCUGUAUCCCUUUAUGCCCUGACCAAUCAAGAAUCUAUCAACUUCUGCUUUAAAUAUACAUAAAGACUUGGCCUCCCCAGCUGCCUGUGGCAAAUAAUUCCAGAUUCACCACUCCCUUGCUGAAGAAAUUCCUCCUUGUCUCUGUUCUAAAAGGAUGCCCCUCUAUUAUGAGGCUGUAUUUUAUGGUCUUAGGCUCUCCAACCAUAGGAAACAUGCUCUCUACAUCAAGGCCUUUUGCCAUUCGAUUGAUUUCAAUUAGGUCACCCUUCAUUCUUCUGAAUUGCAGUGAAUAUAGGCCCAGAGCCAUUAAACACUAUGACAAGCCAUUCAAUCCUGAAUGUUUUGUAUCUGUAUAAACUUUUGAUAUCCUCUUUUAAUAUUACUGACUAGCUUACCUUUGUAUUCCAUCUUUACCUUCAUAAUUACUUUUUUAGUUGCCCUCCUGAUUUUUAAAAUCUUAUCAUUCCUCUCAUUUCCAACUAAUUUUUGCUCUAUUAUAUACCAUUUCCUUGGCUUUGACUUGUCAGCCACAGUUGUUUCAUCCUGCCUCAAGAAUGCUUUUUUCCUUGGACUGUAUGUAUCUUGUGCCUUCCAAAUUGCUCCCAGAAAUUCCAGCCAUUACUGCUCUGUCAUCAUCCCUGCCAGUGUUCUUUUCCAAUCCAUUCUGGCCAACACCUCUCUCAUACCUCUAUAAUUCCAUUUUAUUCCACUGUAAUACUGGUACACCUGACUUCAGCUUCUCAAAUUUUAGGGUAAAUAUUAUGCUCUCUAAUCAAUUCUAGUUUAUUGCACAACACCCAAUCCAGAGUAACUGAUCCCUUGGUGGGCUCAACCACGAGCUGCUCUAAAAAGCCAACUCAGGCAUUCUAGAAAUCCACUGCCCUCCCUCCCCCCCCCCCCAGAAUCCAGCACCAACCUGAUUUUCCCAAUCUACCUGCAUAUUGAAAUCCCGUGUCUACUGUAACACUGUAUUUUCUAUCACCUGUAUCAGCUUUUGAAGUUUGCAGACGACACCACCGUCAUCGGACUCAUCCAGAACAGUGAUGAGUUUGCAUAUCGACAGCAGGUGGACCAACUGGCGCUCUGGUGCAGUCAGAACAAUCUGGAGCUGAACACGCUCAAGACAAAGGAGAUGAUAGUGGAUUUCAGGAGACAUCCCCCCGUUAUGUCCCCCCUCACAGUUCUCAGCAGCCCUGUGUCCACCGCGGAGAACUUCAGGUUCCUGGGAACCACCAUCUCUCAGGAUCUGAAGUGGGAGCAGAACAUCAGCUCCAUCCUGAAGAAGGCCCAGCAGCGGAUGUACUUCCUGCGGCUCUUGAGGAAAUAUGGUCUGCCUCAGGAAUUGCUGCUGCAGUUCUACACUGCAGUCAUUGAGUCUGUCCUGUGCACCUCCAUCACUGUGUGGUUUGGAGCCGCCACCAAGCAGGAUAGAACCAGACUACAGCGCACAGUGAGGACUGCCGAGCGCAUCGUUGGAGCCUCCCUGCCCUCUAUUGUGGACCUGUACUCUUCCAGGUUGAAGAAGAGGGCGGGGAACAUCAUAAAGGACUCCUUCCAUCCUGCGCAUGGACUGUUUGAACUGCUUCCGUCUGGUAGGCGCUUCAGAUCCCUCCAGACUAAGACUAAUAGGCACUAGAGAAGUUUUUUCCCUACUGCUGUCACUUUGCUGAACAGUUAACUGCCGGUUAACUGUCGGCUAACUAUUACUUGGAUUGCACUACCUGUAUGUAUAAUCUAUAUUUUCAUUUAUAUUUAUCAUUAUUAUUGUUAUGAGCAGAGAGACAACAUCUGCCGGAAGUAAAUUCCUUGUAUGUGCACAGGUACUUGGCGAUUAAAGUCUGAUUCUGAUUCUGUUGUAAUGUGUAGACCACAUCCUUAUUACUGUUUGGGUGUCUUUUUACCCCUGCACUUCCUUAGCUCUGUUCACAAUGAUUCAAUGCCUUCUGACUUUAUAAUCACCUCUUUUUAAUUAUUUGAUUUCAUUCAGAGCAACACUUCCCCCUUUGCCUUCUUGCCUGCCCUUCUGAUACAAAGUGUAUAUUUGGCCAUUAACCUCCUAGCUAAAAUCUUCUUUCAGCCAUAAUUCAAUAAUGCAUACAACUUCACAAAUGCCAAUCUGCAUCUGUGCUAAAUGGGAUACAAAUUUUCAACAUAAUCAAUAACGAGACAAAUCAUGCAGUAAGUGGUGACCAUUUUGAUUACAAUGAAUCUACAUCUCACAAAUGUGCUCAUUUGGCUCUUGUUUAAAAACAAGUUACAAAGGAAAAAAACAGGACAAGUUCUGACUGCAAACUAGCAGCUGUAAUUGGAAAUCCUGCAUGCAGUACUGUCCCACUUAGGUUAUAUAAUACCCUGGAGAAAAUGUACAAAGGACAGUCAAUCAUGAUUAGAAUGUGUGAA
Messenger RNA from Hypanus sabinus (Atlantic stingray), 8910 nucleotides. RefSeq names its product transmembrane protein 38A (gene tmem38a). Gene Ontology annotation, cellular component: membrane. The record is from RefSeq and is a predicted model, not a curated record. The coding region runs from base 1785 to 3491 and encodes 568 amino acids. Gene Ontology annotation, molecular function: identical protein binding; potassium channel activity. Gene Ontology annotation, biological process: potassium ion transmembrane transport. The transcript is spliced from 2 exons. NCBI's taxonomy places the organism in Eukaryota, Metazoa, Chordata, Chondrichthyes, Myliobatiformes, Dasyatidae.